Molecule: messenger RNA, 6330 nt
Organism: Lytechinus pictus (painted urchin)
Lineage: Eukaryota; Metazoa; Echinodermata; Echinoidea; Temnopleuroida; Toxopneustidae
Exons: 5
Coding region: 4566-5978 (470 amino acids)
Source: RefSeq, a predicted model, not a curated record
UGUUUGAUUUUCAGCUUAAGCCUUUCUUAUGUUUACCAGACAAUCCUACUGCCCAUUGAAUGACAGUCCUGAAAGAGGUUAACAAUUGAAUGGUAAAUUUACAGUUGGGAGUACCAUCAGAACAAGUGAUACAUUCUCUUAUCCUUUGCUUUUUAAAAAGUUACUUUCUAUGUUCUGUUGCAGAGUUUAUUGUAUUGAGGUUAUUGGGGACUGAAAAAAGGCACUGUUUCUAAUCAGCUUUGGAUGAAGAAGGGUAUAUACAUGAUCAUUUUUGGGAGAGUAAAUACGAGAGAGAGAAGGGGAGGGGGAGAGAGAGUGGAAGAAAGAAAGAGAAGAGGGGGGAUGCAGAGAUAUAUUGGAACAAAAUUUGUCAGAAAUUGUAUUUACAUUUAUCAAAAUCGUGUAGAAAUUCAGAUUCUACGUAUAACAAAUUUCCCACAAGAUAUGUUCUACCUUGUGAGAUUCCUGUUUUAAUCUUAAAGAACAUAUGUCUUCUGACAUCGUACCUUAAAGUGUCCUCUAACAUUCGGAGCUACAAUAACUUGAGCGAUUGGUUUGCAUCAGAAGUUGAUGUGACAUGUCUUUCUCCGAUUCCUUGAUACAAACACCCUUAGCCCAUAACCUAAAUGUCAGAAAUAACCAGGGCCUAUCAGAUACCCCCUUGCGAGAUCAGGGAAAUGGUAAACUGCUCUAUUAAAUGGGCCAUCGUGAAUAACCCCUAUCCUGCACACGUGCAUCAACCGAGAAAUCUGAAUGCAUCUUAUUGUAUUAGCCAGUGUUAUAAAUUUCAUAAAACAUCAUGCAUGCUUUGUAUUGCAGUGUAGCUUUGUGUGAAGUACCAUCAAGUUGAUCAUUCAAGAGGAAUUCAAAAUAUUUUCCGUUAAUCAUUUAGUUCUUUUUGUGUGGAUUAUAGUAGUAUGUGCUGUCAGCUUGCAAGUGUUUUUUUUUUACUGAUUUUGUUUUAAAAAGAAGACAUUUUGCUCAUUGUUGUGCUAUAUAUGCCUCUGGCCUUUUAAUGGAGAUGCUGAUGAUGUCAAAGGUCAUCAUGUAAUAAACUGACAAACCAGCUUCAUUGGAUCAGCAUCAGGUGCUAAAAUUUGAAUUGGAGAGAUGUUAACCCUAUUUGAUUAUUCUUCUUGAUAAAAAAUUGUAAUAAUAUUCUUUCAAUUCAUCACAUUGUUGACUCGGAUGAUGCCUUUUCCUCUUGCCAUGGAAACUUGCAGGCCUACCUGUAUGAUUAUGUUUCAUUCAUGCUGUGAUCAAAACAAGAAUGAGGUUGCAACAGCAGGAUUUAUAGUAAUCCACUUUGUGGAACCUAUUUUUUUUUCCUUUGGUAUACUUGUGCUCUGCAGGAGUGUCCAUCUUAUAUGUUUGAAAGAAAUCCAUGCUCAUCUCUCCCAGUUUUAUUUAAAAAAAACAUUUUUAUAAAAAUUGAAUUCUUCCCUUCCAAGAUCAAGUCUUCCUGACUUAUUUAACAGUAUAAAUUUACACAGAGAUCAGGAACUGCCACCUACCUCCAGAGAUGAACUGACUCCAAGGUAGCCAUCCCUUGUCUUAGCCCCAGGAAGAGGAUUCUUUCCUCCUCCCUGAAGACUGCCCAUCGGAUCAACUUCUGGAAAUACACUAUCAAAAUAAUACUCUAUUUAGAGAUUAAUAAGGCUUUGUCGGGGUAUACUUGGUAUUUUGAGAGAAGACAGUCAUGCUCUCAAGCUAUUGAUGAAACGGUGACCAUGACAGAAGGGAAGUUGGUGAUUUUCUGGUAAUUUUCUGGAUCGGUAUGGCAGCAGACCCCGGUGGUCAAGGGUUAUUUCCAUAAUAGUUCCAAUGGAUGCCUGGUCACGCAGGAUUACAGCUUUAACCUGAACUCUGGGAGUGGGUGAUUUUUGUGAAGUGUUGCGUUGCAUUUGUGAGGGAUGAAGCGUGUCGCUACUUAAAGUUGAGAUGAUGGAUGUAAUCCAGUUGUCAUGGUUACUGGUCAUGUGUACACAUAUAUGCUUCUUUGGAUGUCUGUGAAUUUGUCAUUUGAGGCUGGAGAAAUAUAAUUCAGGAAAACAAACAUCUGUUCAAUGAAUAGGAAUUUAUUAUUAUGAACAUUUUCCACUUGAGGGAACAUAGGAGAUGUUAAGAUGAACCAGAGACUCAAGAUUUGUUUUAAAUAUUUCCCGAAAAAGUUCUUCUAGUAAAGUUGUAUGCAAAAUAAUUGCAAAAGGAAUAUCUUUAAUUAUGACCUUCAGUAGUGGAGAAAAUAUUUUCAAGCAGGAGAUAAUCAGUAUUAUUACAAACACUAAAAUCUACGUAAUAGAUUGUGACCAAAGCUUGAUGAUUGCCAAAUGAAUGUACUUAAAAAAAUAAGUGAACUUUGCAGAGUGAAAUCUAAUAUUCUGGUUAGAAUUUCAUCAUCAGAUUCUUUGGCUUGUCAAUGAAUAAAUAGACACGGACUGUAUGAUCUGACUUUGUCAAAGAUUUAUCUGUUUUUCGGACAUCAUCAGUGGUUGAAAUUUAAUCUGAAGUCCCAAAACAAGCUCUGAAUGUCAAGUAGUUUUGAGUGGAGACAGCUAGUCAUUUUAUUUGCAUAAUUGUCUGGAGGAUAGUAGAGCCAUCAUCCAUCAUCCUCAUGGCUCGGUUUCACUUUAUAUUGAAGAUUGGUGAUAUUAAUCAUCCAAAGCAAUCAAGCUUGCUGGAGGAAUACUGACCAUGGUCCCAUAUAUCGCUAAUCAUGCUGGAGCUUUCCAAAUCACUAUUUAGGUGCAGAGGUGAAAUGAUGUAGAGUAGUGCGGUUCUUGACUCAUGCUAUCUAUGAAUUGAAUGACACAAUAUCUUUUAUGAUUGUGUUUGAUAUUAAUAAUGAGAGAAAAGUACCCAGAGAAUGAGUGACUAAUAUGAAACUUUUUUUGUAGACUUGCAGCCCAUCUCUCUUUUCAUACUCUGUCCACUUCGAUGUAAAGCAUGGUGAAGAAGAUGCCUGUUGGUGAUUCAUGUUGCAUGCGAUCAUGAAGCCUUUCUAAACAUUAUCAGGAUUUACUUUUAAACCGCAAAACAUUGGUGCGAUGACAAGUGCAAAACUGAGAGGCGUAAGAUACAUUCAGCCAAAACCACAUUGUUAAGGAAUAAAAAAAAAGACAUUCAGAGAUAUUCAUGUUCAGUAUGAAGGAGGAAGUCCCACGAUUGACGUCUUGACGACACAGAAGUGGUGACAAAAGUUUGGAGGUGAUAUUGUGCAAAUGAUCCAAGUCCCAAGGGUCCCGUGGAUGACGUUCACACCUAUAUGUUAAGUACAGCAGCGGAACAAGAUGUGAUCAAAAUUCUAAACUUAGUUCCAGGGGAAAAUUCUAAAGGAACACGUUUCUGAGCAUUUAUUUAGUAUGGGAAAUGCUGAAUAUACAGUGUAGAAAGAGGGCUGUAGAAAAGAUACGUAUGUGAUAUAAACAAAACAUUUGGUGAUUCUUAAAUAUUUGCAAGAAAUGCCUGCAAUACCGUAUAUGCCAAAUGAAUGACUCACAGCAAUUGCUAUUCAUGGAUCUAUCAUUAAGUAAUCCAAUUAAAGGAUUUAUUAAUGAAGUUUAUUAAUAGUCUGUGUCAUUCUCAAAACACAUGAAUGUUGUCAUUGUACAACAUGUUUUGAAUUAGAAGGGAAAAAAGGUGUCUAUUUUAAAGCAGCUUUUCAAUCUUGAGACGUCAGCUCGAUUAUGAAGAGAAAACCAUAAAAAGCUUAUUUUUUUUUCAAAUUACAAAGUAACCCCCCCCUAAAGGUGGAUAAUACCUUUGCAAGGGGUUACAUUUUUUGUCAGCAUUGUCAUCGGACCCUUGUCCUUGCGUUGAUCUGUUAAUCAUGCAGAUUCUGACUGCUAUGUCCUGCAAUGAGCAUUAGAAUCCUUGUGGAUUCCUUGGACAAUCACACAAAGACAGGAUAUUACUUAAACCUCUAUGAGUUUUUCAAGAGGGUCUAAUAUACUAUUAAUCCUUGCUUUCUGACUAACGGCGAUGAUUGUUCUUUGUGAAUACUUGUAGAAAAGUGUUUGUAGGUAUCGUUUUCCUGAAGAUCAUUGUGAUUGCUGGAUUAAAUUUCUCAGUUUAUGAAGAUCUCUCUCGUUGACUUUGGCAACAUAUUAGAUUUUUUCACCUGAAAGAAUAGAUUUGAAUGUUUGAGUGCUCACCUAUCUUCACUUAUGCAGUUUCCUAUAAAAUGAGACUCUUUCUCAUUCAAAAUGGAACGAAUGUUAUUUAUUCCAUUAUGAGAGAUAUGUGUUGGAGGUUGGAUUUGACACUGAAAAUAUUACUGGACAUUACUUUAUUAUUUUACUGGAGGUUAUUUUAUAAACAUUAGUCUGCAAUGGCUUGAAUAGUAGGAUCAUCACCAUCAAUCAUGGAGGAAUUUUCUCACUUGUGGUCAAAUCCGUGAUAUUUUACUCAAUCAUGGUUGUUUGAUAACACUCACUGUGUCUUAUUGUCAAAUGUGGACAAACUGACAUUAAAAAAAUGGCUGGAACAUCAGGAACAACAUCAUCUUGGAACCAUUUUAUCCAACUUUUUGUCAAAAGAAGUUGAUUGCAUUUUUUCUCGUAACCAUGGUUCCUUUUGUAACUGCUAGUGUCUGCAUGGCGUAUGCCAUUUUUCUUGGCAUAUGGCUGUGGCUCUGUUUACUCAUGCGACAGUUGUGGGGCACUAACUCUGAUCUUGAGGUUCCAGACCCCUCUGAACUGAAGUGGCAAACCACGCCUCUGUCUCAUGGUACUCUGCCAGGAGAGGGCGUCCUAUAUUCUGACAAUUCUCAGGGGAGCAGACCCAUAAGUUUUGCUGCUCCUGCAGUAAGCCCAGUGGACUGGUCUGGAGGGAACUCUUUUAAUUCUGUCCACCCUCGGGAUCAAACUCCAGAUUCAGACAUGUCCACUAGAGGUGAUAGAUCAGUUACCAAGCUCCAAGAGAAGUACGGCAGUGAAAGACCUCUCUCGUUUGACUCAUCUGUCGACCGCCGAGCAGCCUAUGCAAACUCCCAGAGUCGCUCCCUUAAAAGUCUAGAUUCCAAUGCGAGCAACAGGCCGGGUAGGUACAGCCAGGAUCGCUCGGCAAGCGGGUCACAGCAUCCUCACAGGUCAUCAGGUGACUUCACCUCAAGAUCAGAUAGCUUUGGUGGUUAUCCAUUGGGCAGCGGAACGCAAGAUACCAAGCCGUCAUCACAUCAUCACCCAGCAAUGUCUCAUUUACGCACUGGAGCUGCAACAGAUGCUCAAUCUCCGGGCAGGCAUCGUGGUUUCCAAGACGAUCGGGGUAAAAUAACGGCCGAUCUGAAGCGCGGGAGCUCCGAGAGCGGGUACGGGAGUUUAGACAAGGAUAAGAUCAAGCGAGGAAAUUAUAUUGGAUCUACUUCUGGAGACUCGAACCCAGUGAAUGCUAUACGGGAUAAAUAUCUAGUCAAUCGACCAUUGUCAACAAGUAAUGGGGAUUCUUCUGCUUCUAGAACAGGCUCAUAUGGAUCACGUGCCAUAGCAACCCCUCCUACAUCUGUAAGUGAUAGCCUUGCUAGAGCUCUUCACAGCGGGUCUGAGUCGGAGGACUCCGAAUCGAGGGCUGCUCGCAUCGCGAGAUACAAGGAGCAACGCAGGCGGGAAUUAGCUGAAAAGUACGGUCUUGGUCCCUCAUCCAGCGAAGGAGAAUCGUCAUCGAGGCGACGGUUCUCCAGCCAACAGGAAGAAGCCUCUCCAACUUCUGAAAGAGCAAGAAAACUGUCUAAUGCCAGUGAAAGGAGUUCUAACUUGGAUACUAUCCCGUUGUCAAGGAGACACGCUAGCAGGGAAUCUCUGUCCAGUAUUACCGGUGAAGUGGAAUCUAUACAUACUAAUGGAAAUACCUCACAGGAUAAUUCACCAGCAACUACCCCAAGAUUAAGCCGGAAAGGCCGUAGGGAUUCUAACAUCUCCACGGAAACGCAGGAUUUUAUAGAUGCCCUGGAGGCGUCCCGUGCAGCACGUAGAGAAAGGUAACAGAUUGUAAUCAACUAACAUUCUCUAUAGAUCAUAUAUUUAUAUACAUAUACAUGUAUGCAUGAGAAAAGGAGGUCAAAACCCCCAUCAAGGUUUUCAAGCACAUCAAAAAAAUUGUUGCGUUGCCCUCAUCCGAUUGACCUGAAAAAUAUGAAAAAAACAGGGGUUCUUUUUUUGCAGACCCGUAAUAUACAAAUGCAAUGUUUUAGUGAGAAAAUGUCAGAUUUGGGCAAAAAAAAUUGCUCUAAUUUGUAUUCAAUGGCUUUAAAAAGCACUAGAAUAUGUGUUUUGACUGCACAUAAAUGAAUCAUCCCACCCAUGAUUUUCUUUAUGCAGUGCAGCAGUGACAAUA